AUGCCGCCACGAAAAAUCGCAUCAACAAAAUUGGCGAAAUCGAAGCAGAGUAAUGCAAAUUAUGUGUUUCUGCAGAAUCGAUUGGACACUUUUAAACGAUUCAAGUUUGAUAGUGAUCACAGUGCGACGUGUACAUCGGAAAAACUAGCCAAAGCCGGAUUUAUAUCAACCGCUUCUCCAAGCUCACCAACCACAGCAAAAUGCGCAUUCUGCUGCAAGGAGCUCGAAUUUGAUCCCACUGAUGAUCCAUGGGAGGAGCACGUGAAACGCGGAAAAGACUGCAUAUUUGUGCAAUUCGGCCAAAUCGACGAGUCCGAUUACACCAUUGAGCAAUUUCUACAAUUAAACGUCGCUGAUAAUAUUAACAAGGGGUAUGACGAUUUGAUUGAGUUGGCUCGGGAAACGACGAAAAAAGCGAAGAAGGCUGUCGUUGUCUAA
This is a messenger RNA of Caenorhabditis bovis, 438 nucleotides long. The record is from the annotation of a GenBank genome assembly. Lineage: Eukaryota; Metazoa; Nematoda; Chromadorea; Rhabditida; Rhabditidae.